UGUGGACUAUGGCGUCAUGCGGGAGCUAUUUGGGCAGCUGGCGGCGCUGAUCGAUCAGUACCCGAGGCUCAAGGCUGAGAGCCGCUUCGUGUUCGUGCCGGGUCCUGACGACACGGGCCCAGGCGCCAUCCUGCCUCAGCCGCCGCUGCCGCGCUGUCUGACGGGGGAGCUGCGGCGGCUGCUGCCCACCGCGGUGUUUGCGUCCAACCCCUGCCGCCUGCGCUAUGCCACUCAGCGCAUUGUGCUGUUUCGACAUGACCUGCAGAGGCGGCUGCGGAGGCGGACGCUGCUGCCGCUUGCAGGUGCCCCCGAAGGCUCCGCUGCCGCUGCCGCCACCGCACCCUCCGCCUCCCAAGCCUCCCAGGCGGCCGCCGCCGCCUCCUCCUCCGCCCUGUGGGGUCACCUCUCGUUGACGCUGCUGCAGCAGUCCCACCUGGCCCCCCUGCCGCUGCUGGCGCAGCCGGUGUACUGGCAGCACGACAGCGCGCUGGGGCUGUACCCGCUGCCUGAUGCAGUCAUCCUGGCGGAUGCGACGGCGGGGCCGCAGGAGGAGUUUGUGCACGAGGGAUGCCGGGUGCUGAAUCCGGGUUCCUUCCCCAGCGGCUACUUCGCCGCCUACCUGCCCUGCGUGCAGCAGGUGGAGAUGAGCGAGCUGCCUCGACCGGGACAGGAGGGAGCAGGGGAGGACGGAGAGGAAGAGGAGGCAGACGGCUUGGGCCAGCACCGGC
Molecule: messenger RNA, 728 nt
Organism: Astrephomene gubernaculifera
Lineage: Eukaryota; Viridiplantae; Chlorophyta; Chlorophyceae; Chlamydomonadales; Astrephomenaceae
Source: the annotation of a GenBank genome assembly